Molecule: messenger RNA, 526 nt
Organism: Amphiprion ocellaris (clown anemonefish)
Lineage: Eukaryota; Metazoa; Chordata; Actinopteri; Pomacentridae
Product: microfibril-associated glycoprotein 4-like
Exons: 4
Coding region: 39-347 (102 amino acids)
Biological process (GO): elastic fiber assembly
Source: RefSeq, a predicted model, not a curated record
UUUCAGAACAGUGACACAUCUUCGUAACCUGCUAAAAAAUGAUGCUCAGACUCGUCUUCUUGUUGCUGCUGCCACUCGCAGCUCGUCCGUCCUCUCUGCCCACCGUCUACAAAGCCGGAUCGGGUCUAGACGGAGUUUACACCGUCUACCCUGCAGGCCCCACCUCACCUGUGCAGGUGUACUGCGACAUGAGCAAGGAUGACAGCUCUGCAGAAAAGUGGACGGCCCUUCAGAGGAGACAAGACGGCACAGUGAACUUCUACAAAGCUGGAUUUGGCAGCGCUGCCGGACCCUACUUGCUGGGCCUGGCGACAAUGCACCUGCUGACCAAGUCCAAGAACUACUAGCUGAGGGUCGACAUGGAAGAGAGAGUCUUCUAUCAGUUAAGAUGAAGAAGAGUAGUAGUUUGCUACAUCAUAUUUUAAUCUCUUUGCAGCAAACAGAUAAGAUCAGGAUUAGCAGCAAAUUCUGUGAUCCUGUUUAUGAGUGUUUGUGAAUGCAAACCUAAUAAAACUUUAUUCUGUGA